AAAAGGAUUGAUUAUAUUAUAAGAAAUAUAUAAUAUAGCAUUCGCUUAAUGUAUACACAGAUGGCGCUAAGAAUGACAAGUUGUUGGUAAUAGUGUUUUGGUGUUUUCCAUAAACGUCAUUUGGACGGGAAAUAACAAAUUUAGGAACCAAUCGUUCUUUCUCGCAUUGUUCGUCGUAAGGUGCAGACAUGGCGUCAAAAGUAUCUCGUGAUACACUCUAUGAGUCGGUUAACGCAGUUUUGGAUUUCUCCCAAAAGAAGAAGCGUGGGUUUUUGGAGACAUGUGAAUUACAAAUUGGUCUUAAAAACUACGAUCCUCAAAAGGAUAAACGUUUCUCCGGCACUGUUAAAUUGAAGCACAUCCCUCGCCCCAAAAUGAAGGUUUGCGUUCUCGGUGAUCAACAGCAUUGCGACGAAGCUAAGGCCAAUGGAGUAGAGUGUAUGGAUGCUGAAGCUUUGAAAAAAUUAAAUAAGAAUAAGAAAUUAGUGAAAAAACUAGCAAAGUCUUAUGAUGCAUUUUUGGCUUCAGAGUCAUUGAUCAAGCAAAUUCCUCGUUUGUUGGGUCCAGGUUUGAACAAAGCCGGCAAGUUCCCUGGUCUGUUGUCGCACACUGAAUCAAUGAUGGCCAAAAUCGAAGAAGUGAAAUCAACCAUUAAAUUCCAAAUGAAGAAGGUAUUGUGUUUGUCCGUCGCUGUUGGUCACGUGGACAUGAAACCCGAUGAACUCGUCCAGAAUAUUCAUCUGUCAAUAAAUUUUUUGGUAUCUCUUUUGAAGAAGAAUUGGCAAAACGUGCGUUCGCUGCAUAUCAAAUCGUCUAUGGGACCACCACAACGUUUGUACUAAAAUAAAGUAUGUUGCGUACGUAACAUUAUUUCUUGUGGAAUAAAAAUAAUGUUCUGAUGAAA
Zeugodacus cucurbitae (melon fly) is the source of this 904-nucleotide messenger RNA. It is a transcript of the gene RpL10Ab, whose product is annotated as 60S ribosomal protein L10a-2. Lineage: Eukaryota; Metazoa; Arthropoda; Insecta; Diptera; Tephritidae. Bases 189 to 842 code for a protein of 217 amino acids. Gene Ontology annotation, molecular function: structural constituent of ribosome; RNA binding. Gene Ontology annotation, cellular component: large ribosomal subunit. Gene Ontology annotation, biological process: translation. The transcript is spliced from 3 exons. The record is from RefSeq and is a predicted model, not a curated record.